Molecule: messenger RNA, 1030 nt
Organism: Fusarium verticillioides 7600
Lineage: Eukaryota; Fungi; Ascomycota; Sordariomycetes; Hypocreales; Nectriaceae
Exons: 3
Coding region: 85-774 (229 amino acids)
Biological process (GO): proton transmembrane transport
Cellular component (GO): plasma membrane
Molecular function (GO): voltage-gated proton channel activity
Source: RefSeq, a predicted model, not a curated record
GUCAAGUUAACAGUUCCUGCUCGACCAGGAAGACGCGUCUCCCAAGUUCCCCUCUCUUAAAUUGUUGCUUCCAUUCGUAGCGAUAUGUCGUCAACGAGUGUCGAACAUGCGAACAGCUUGCUGGAAGAGCAACCGCUCCUGCGACGGGGCAAGAGGAGACUCCCGUCCUUGAACGUCCAGCAUUGGCAUUCUCAUCCUUUUAGACGGGACCCAUGGACCGUAAGAAGUACGAAGGAAAAGACUGCACAGUUUCUUUCGUCGAAGGCCGGGCAUUAUUCUGUUCUUACGCUGGUGUCGCUUGAUGUCCUUAGCAUGAUCGCUGACUUCGUUCUCAAUCUGUUCAAAUGUGAGCAAGGAAGAAAGGGUUCAGAUUGGGAUUUGGCCCUGGAGAUACUUGGCUCUGUCAGUCUGGUGUUCUCAUGCCUAUUCGUCGUUGAACUCAUUGCCUCCGUCUGGGCAUUCGGUUGGAAAUAUUUCAACUCUUGGUUUCACUGCUUCGAUGCCUUCAUCGUCAUCGCAGGCUUCAUUACAGAUGUAGCACUCCGCGGCAUUAUAGAGGAGGUCGCUUCUCUGAUUGUCGUCAUGCGGCUUUGGCGAGUCGUCAAGAUUAUAGAAGAACUUGGUGUUGGAGCUCAGGAGCAGACGGAGGAGUUGAAUGUCAAGCUAGAGAAGGUUGAGAGUGAGAAUGAGGAUUUGAGAAGUGAGAUCUCACGGCUGAAGGGAGCCAUGAGGAAGGCGGGACUGGAUCAGGAUAUUGGGGGUAGUGUGAGCUGAAGUUGAGACCUUCAACGACAGAGGUUACGGUGUUGGAAGCCAGUAGAAACACGUAAAGGUAGAUGUGAUGGGUUUCCCUGCAGACGGUGACAGUCUUCUGUUGGGGAGGUCUCCUAGUGAGCAGGCAGAGCAAGCAGACAUGGCUGCAUUCCGAUAUCGUCUAGGAAAAUGAGACAAUAAGAGAUUCACUGUAGCGUCUGAAAAUAUUUCCCUCUUUUUUCUGAUCCGGAAAUCCUACUUGGAGAAGGGGUGGAGC